AUGGCUUUCAACCAGAAUGCACAGGUGGAAGAGGGGCCUCCCUUGGAAGAGAUACCAGCCGAGGAAAGAUUUCUAGCUGUCAACAAAGAUAAUAAGAUCCGGUUAUUGAAGAACAAGUGGCCCUCGAAUGCAGAACCCUCGCCAACAGCCUCCCUGCUCAGUAUCGCUUCCCGACGAGGCCUUGUCGCCGCCGCAGGACCUGACGCGCUUGUCAUAGCAAAGGCUGAAACCCUACGUGAGCUGCUCAACAAGUCACAAGAAGCCAGCGCCAUAAUCGAGUAUGACUCCCCGCUAUCUAUAUCCCUUCCCAUGCGGAUAUCGCACGUAUAUUUCACAUCCGAUGAGAAGUACCUCGCAAUCACGGCAGAGACCGGCGGAGGGCUUGCUGUUUACGAGGUAGACUCAUUACUCCAAGGAAACAAGGAACCCUCGUUUCAAAUCGCCACGAAUGGGACCUCAGUAAGAGCAGUGGCGCCAAAUCCAGAGAUCGGACAGUACCUGCUACUGGUCCUCAGCAAUGGCUCCCUGGUACUUGCAGAUCUUGAAAGCAAAAGCCUACAGAAUGGCAAGAAUGGCGCAGUACUCUGUGAGAAUGUCAGUUGUGCGUCUUGGAGCGUCAAAGGAAAACAGUUGAUUGCUGGGCUCGGAGAUGGCUCAGUCUCCCAAAUCAAACCCGAUGGCGACCUUGUGGCGACGAUACCAAAACCACCAUCAUUGACAGGAAGUGUACAUGUCUCCGGCAUAAACUGGCUGGCUAACGACGAAUUCUUGUUCAUUCAUACAGAUUCAUCGGGCGCUAAUGGCGAACAAAUUUUCCACUUCGUUCGUCGUGAAAAAGGCACUUCGAACUUCUUGUUCCAGAAGCUGGCGGCAGAUAUAGUUAUGCCAGGUUUUGACAGGACUGAAGUCGCUCCUAGUCCGUUCAUACUUCGUCUACGCGACUUUGAACCCAAUUUGUCAAGCCUGCUCCUUGUCACAACGAACAGAACUACGGAAAUCACUAUGCUUGCAAACGCUACGUCUCCUCUAAUACCAAGCCAACCGAUCGUCAAUACAUAUACCGCGAUCAACCCACCAAAUGAAGGCCGCAAAGCAGCUCUUCCAUUUGGAGAUGAUGCAGACACUUUUCCUGUUGGAAUGGCCCUGGAUCUCUCUGCAACUGAGAAGGUUCGCAGACCGCUGCCUUCAGAGCUUGAAUAUGAAGAAUCUCUCACUCCUCUUCCGGCUGUUACUGCUCUGAACAACGAGGGGAUGUUGAUGAUGUGGUGGAUUGUCAAUGAUGAGUCGAUCAAAAGGGGCACCGGGUAUCGGGGGCUUACUGCACUCGCAGGAGGUCAGUCUGCUACAACUCAAACAGCACAGCCAGUUCAGCCUGCGCAAUCAACUCCAGCUCCGUCAUCUGCAUUUGGAAAGCCCAGCACCCCUGCUUUUGGGGCUCCAGCUUUUGGAGCUCCUGCAUUCGGAGCUGCAACGUUCGGCACACCUAGUCAAAUAAGUGCGUUUGGUGGACCUGCACUCAGUAAACCCUCACCAUGGGCUCAACCAGCUGCAACCACAUCAAGCGCAGCUGGGGCCGCUUUCGGUAAGCCUGGUUUCGGCCAGCCAGCCUUUGGAUCAGCUGCGAAGAUCGGUGCAGGUACUCCUGGUGCAGCUACCUUUGGAAGUGCUGGUGGUACUACUGGUAGUUCGCCUUGGGGCGCGCAGCAGAAUCAGAACAAACCUGCUUUCGGCACCCCUUCAACUCCAAGUGGUAGCGGGUUUUCGAGUUUCGCUGGCAGUGGCGGUUUUGCGACUGUGGGUCAGAGUGGCCAAUCUGCAUUUGCUUCUGGAACCUCCCCAUUCUCUGCAUUUUCUCAAAAGGGGACAUCGUUCGGAACACCAAGCUCAAGCUUUGGUGUUAAGACUGAGCAGAGCUUUGGAUCAACUGUGACUCUAGACUCAAGCAAAGGAGGUUCAAACGCGGGAAAUGGCGGAUUUUCACCAUUUGUUAAUGUAUCCAACUCGAACACACCGGCUAAUCAACAGUCUGCCUUUGGAAGCACUCCUCAAUCAUCAUUUGCCUCGAUGUCACAGGAGUCUGACAUGGGCGAUGCUGACGAUAUAGCAAGUAGAGGAAGGUCAGAAGCUACUCCAACACCCCAAUUGCCGCCUCCGAAAGAGCCACCCCAGAAAGAACCGCCGAAGCCUACUUCUGGGCUUUUCGGCGGUGGUUCUACCUUCAAACUCGGUUCCACAUUCGCUGGAGACGGCUCAGCCAAAGACGAUCUUCCAAAGCCGCCUGGUGGAACAUCCUCCUUCUUUGGGUCCAACUUUGGGAAGUCCUUGGACAGCGAUAGUAAUCAGACUCCUGUCACACCAGUUAAAAAGGAACCGGUAGAUGAGAAGUUGAAUCUUAAGGAUGUUUCAGAGACACCUGCCGCCGAGCCACCACAACAAAAGCCAGGUCUCUUUUCAUUUACUUCUACACAGAAAGCUCAGGAUAAUCAGUCUGCCACUCCGCAGGCCGCCAAACCAGAAGCUGCGCCCUUACCCCCAGACUUCACCAAGUCAUCAGCGACCAAGGCGCCAGCGUUCGAUGAUGUACCCUUACCACCAGACUUUACAAAAUCAUCCACGCCGAAAGCGCCUGUACCAGAAUCUGCGCCUCUACCUCCAGACUUCACUCAGCCCAACAGCAAGAAGUCAACUGAAGACGAUUUACCUCCUCUAGCUGGUAGCCCACCUAUCACAGUAGAGCCCCCAAGCAGCGAUCUAGGGUCCGUGUCCGUGCCUGAGGAGGAGAACGAUGACAGCUUCGAGGUUGAAGAGCAUGAUGGAAGCGACGAACAGGACGAAGCCAGCGAGCUAGAAGGGGUCGGUCAAAGAUCACCAGCUCGUCGAGCUUCUCGACCACAACCGCCUGGUAGCAAUUGGUCGUUCCAAUCAUCGACACAGUCCCACCAGCCACCACCCCCUGCUCCAAGCCCUCCUGUUCAGUCCCGUAGUCCAUCCCGCUCACCUCUCCGCAACCAAGUCUAUCCUACCACAACCCCACUGGGACUUCCAAAAGGCCCCGUAUUUGCGCCUCCAGCUUCUCGCACACUAGAGUCACCACGCUCCCCAAGCCCCAUACGGUCGGCGUCUACCCCAGUAUUUAUCAAACGAGAAUCCGUCCCACCAGCAAAGGCACCGCCCCGCCCAAUCUCACGUGCGAAGGCCCCAACACCACCUGACCCCGAACCUGUAGUUGAGGAUCUGAGUGACGCCGAGGAUGCGAGAAUUCGCGAGGAGCUUGAAGCACCCAUAGAGCCCACGACGACCUUGGAUCCCUUCAUUGUGCGAUUGGGUUCGGAGCUCAAUUCUAAGCCUGGCAUUCCUGGUCAAAUCGAGCGCGUCUACAGAGAUAUUAAUGCGAUGGUUGAUACGCUUGGCGUCAACGCCCGCACUCUCGCAUGCUUCAUUGCUGGGCACACUGCAGAUUCAGAUCGCCAGCGAACUCGUGACGACCUCGAUAGUAUAACAUAUGAAGAUACCGUGGACGACUGGACGCUGGUCGAAUGCCUCGAACUCGCUGACCUCGAAGAUGAGUUGGACGAAACUCUCGAAAACGGCCGUGUUAGAAACGUGCAGGGCAAACUCGCGGAGUUGGCCAACCUACAUCGCGGUCUUAAUCGUCUUCGCGCCCGCGCAAAAGCGCUCGACCGCAGUUUACGCAUAAACGCGACCGAUUCAGUGGCUGCGACCAAUGCUCCGCUAUCCACAGAACAAAGCUUCCAACUGCGCACGCUACGAAAUGCCGUCUCCGAUCUCCAGACCUUGCUCCGCGAGACAGAAGGCGCGGCCGUGCUCCUGCGCGCUCGACUAGCAGCCGCAAAAGGCGCAAACAGCGCAAACGGCAACGGGAAACCAACCCAGACGCCCACCGUCGAAGCAGUCACCAACACAAUCGCAAAAAUGACGGCCAUGAUCGAGAAGAAGAGCGGCGACGUCGAUGUCCUGGAAACCCAGAUGCGCAAACUGCGCAUGACGGCUCCGGAAUCCCUGAGCGCAUCCUCGAGAUCGCUCGAGCGCUCAAAGUCGCGCGAGGGCACGUAUGCCCUGUCUUUUUCGGACUCUGACGACGACGACGACGACGACGAACCAUCCGCGCCAAACAACCGCGACACGCCCUCGAAACGCAUGCCCGGCGCCUUUGCCACGCCCCAGAGCCACAGCCACAGUCACCACCGUAGCAGCACCCGCGUCGCGCCGCCUAGCUCCGGCCGCAGCGUCGCCUCUGUCUGGCACACACCAGGCAGCUCGUUUGAGCAGAGUCCGUCCUCGUCGUCGUUGUCGCUGCUGCGUGGCGGUGGCACAAGUAAUAGCACUACUACUACUAAUGGCCGGGGCUUGGCCGGCAUCAGCGAUGAGGAGGUCGUGGUUAGAGCAGAGAGGGUGCAGAGGAGGAAGGGCUUGGCGCAGAGCUUUGCACAGGCUAUUAUGCGGAGGGGCGUUCGUGUUAGGGAGGUUGGGGCUCCUUGA
Pseudovirgaria hyperparasitica is the source of this 4500-nucleotide messenger RNA. RefSeq lists its product as uncharacterized. Gene Ontology annotation, cellular component: nuclear pore. The record is from RefSeq and is a predicted model, not a curated record. NCBI's taxonomy places the organism in Eukaryota, Fungi, Ascomycota, Dothideomycetes, Acrospermales, Acrospermaceae. The transcript is spliced from 2 exons. Gene Ontology annotation, molecular function: protein binding; structural constituent of nuclear pore. The coding region runs from base 1 to 4500 and encodes 1499 amino acids. Gene Ontology annotation, biological process: RNA export from nucleus; protein import into nucleus.